This is a messenger RNA of Cannabis sativa, 501 nucleotides long. RefSeq lists its product as uncharacterized. The transcript has a single exon. The record is from RefSeq and is a predicted model, not a curated record. Lineage: Eukaryota; Viridiplantae; Streptophyta; Magnoliopsida; Rosales; Cannabaceae. The coding region runs from base 1 to 501 and encodes 166 amino acids.
AUGAAUGUAUUCUUGCUACCUGUGGAAACUUGCAAUGAGAUGGAGCAAUUGAUGUGUAAGUUUUGGUGGAGUUCGUUGAAGAACAACAAAGGAAUUCAUUGGAAAAAGUGGGAUAGAUUGACGAUACAUAAGUCUAAAGGUGGUAUGGGAUUUCGCAACUUACAUGAAUUUAACUUGAGUUUGCUUUGUAAACAAGGAUGGAGAUUGUUUAGUUGUCCGGACUCACUUGUCAGCAAGAUUUUUAAAGCUAGGUACUACCGUAAUGGUGCCUUUUUAAAUGCUGAGUUGGGGAGCAAUCCAAGUUUCGUGUGGCGAAAUAUUUAUGAAACUCAAGAGAUCGUUCGAAAAGGGGCGAGAUGCAGAGUUGGUGAUGGUUCUCGAAUUAAUAUAGUGUUGGAUCUGUGGCUGUCGAAUGAAGAUAAUCCAAGAGUAACUUCGAAUAAUCCUGCUCUUAUUGAUCAAAAUGUUAAAGCACUUAUGGAAACUGAUACGUUGGCUUAG